Molecule: messenger RNA, 1389 nt
Organism: Exophiala bonariae
Lineage: Eukaryota; Fungi; Ascomycota; Eurotiomycetes; Chaetothyriales; Herpotrichiellaceae
Exons: 2
Coding region: 1-1389 (462 amino acids)
Biological process (GO): glycerophospholipid biosynthetic process
Cellular component (GO): mitochondrion
Source: RefSeq, a predicted model, not a curated record
AUGUCGAAAGAAACACCAGCAGAUAUGGACAACAACCUGUUGUCGCCCACCACGACCAGACGGAGUGCAUCCAGGGCGAGCACAACACGGAGGUUGUCGAGCCAAAGUGCUACCAGAGCCGAUCUAUUCGGAGGCCCAACGGUCGUUGCUCCUCCCAAACAUCUGGAAAGCCGGAGCAAUGCCCACGAGACUGCCCACGCCAUGGAAUUGGCCAAGCACCAUCUCGCAGCAGGAUCAGGGGAGACCACUCCAGAUGAUUCUGCACCUGCCACUCCUGAUGGCUCUGGUCUUGACACUACCGAUAAAUAUGCCUUUGCCUUUGAUAUCGACGGCGUCCUGAUCAAGGGAGGCGAGGUGAUCCCUGAGGCUAUCGAGGCCAUGAAGGUUCUCAAUGGCCAGAACGAAUACGGCGUCAAAGUACCCUACAUUUUCGUAACCAAUGGAGGUGGCAAGACCGAGGAAGAUCGAUGCAUCCAGCUCUCGAACCAGUUGGAGAUGGAAGUGUCUCCCGGACAGUUUAUCUGUGGCCAUACACCUAUGCGGGAACUGGCAGAGAAAUAUAAUUCUGUACUGGUCGUGGGAGGUGAGGGUGAAAAGUGUAGAGAAGUUGCCUUGGGUUAUGGCUUCAAGGAUGUGAUCACUCCUGGAGACAUCAUCAAAGACAACCAGGAUACAACACCGUUCAGGAAGUUGACCGAGGAGGAACUCACCAAUUCAAAAUUGCGAAAUUAUGGAGAAGUCGACAUCGAAGCCGUCUUUGUGUUCGCCGACAGUAGAGACUGGGCCGGCGAUUCACAGAUCAUCCUCGAUUUGUGUAUGAGCAAAAAUGGUCGUCUGGGUACCCGAUCCGAGACCUUCGAUGAAGGGCCACCUGUGUUCUUCUCCCAUAAUGACAUCGUCUGGGCCACAUCUCACUCUUAUUCACGGAUCGGGAUGGGAGCGUUACGCGCUUCGCUUGAAGCCAUGUUCCGAGCCAUUACUGGCAAAGACAUGAAGACGAUUGCUUUUGGUAAGCCCCAACUAGGCACCUUCCAGUUCGCCACGAGACUGUUGCAGCAAUGGCGGAAAGACACACAUGGCAUCAACAAACCAUUGGACACGGUGUACUUUGUUGGUGACACGCCCGAGUCAGAUAUCCGUGGCACCAACGAAUUCGAUGAAUCUGGUAAGGCUGAGACCAAUUGGUACUCCAUCCUUGUUCGGACUGGUGUAUUCCAAGAAGGCACCCGUCCAGCAUAUAUGCCAAAGAUGACGGUGGAUAAUGUGCUCGAGGCCGUCAAGCAUGGCAUGCAACGCGAGUUCGACAAAAGUCUCAAAGAUCUCACGAUUGGCGGCAAGGCACCCCAGUUGGCAAAUGCUAUCGCUGAGGAUGUUGCAGAGGAGUCUUGA